AGGAAUGUGUGUGAUUUGCGGGUUUUUUCGGCGAACAGGGCGACGGGACGUCGGGCCGCCUCCCCGCCCGUAUAAAAGCUUCCAGUCCGCUCCCAGUCUUCCUCUUUCUGUUACCUGGCUAGGGGCAGCAGCUUAGGCCGUGAAAACCCAGAAACACCGAAACUAAGACAAUGGGAAAGGAAAAGAUCCACAUCAACAUCGUGGUCAUUGGCCAUGUCGACUCCGGCAAGUCCACCUCCACCGGCCACCUGAUCUACAAGUGCGGAGGCAUCGACAAGAGAACCAUCGAGAAGUUCGAGAAGGAGGCUGCUGAGAUGGGCAAGGGCUCCUUCAAGUACGCCUGGGUGCUUGACAAGCUGAAGGCUGAGCGUGAGCGUGGUAUCACCAUCGACAUUGCUCUGUGGAAGUUUGAGACCAGCAAGUACUACGUCACCAUCAUUGACGCCCCAGGACACAGGGACUUCAUCAAGAACAUGAUCACUGGUACCUCUCAGGCUGACUGCGCUGUGCUGAUCGUUGCUGCUGGUGUUGGUGAGUUCGAGGCCGGUAUCUCCAAGAACGGCCAGACCCGUGAGCACGCCCUGCUGGCCUUCACCCUGGGUGUGAAGCAGCUCAUCGUUGGAGUCAACAAGAUGGACUCCACCGAGCCCCCUUACAGCCAGGCCCGUUUUGAGGAGAUCACCAAGGAAGUGAGCGCCUACAUCAAGAAGAUCGGCUACAACCCCGCCACUGUCGCCUUCGUCCCCAUCUCUGGGUGGCACGGAGACAACAUGCUGGAGCCCAGCGACAAGAUGUCCUGGUACAAAGGAUGGAAGAUUGAGCGCAAGGAGGGUAAUGCCAAUGGAACCACCCUCCUGGAGGCUCUGGAUGCCAUCCUGCCACCUGCUCGCCCCACCGACAAGCCCCUGCGUCUGCCCCUGCAGGACGUCUACAAAAUCGGCGGUAUUGGAACUGUCCCAGUCGGCCGUGUUGAGACUGGUGUCCUGAAGCCCGGUAUGGUCGUCACCUUCGCUCCUCCCAACCUGACCACUGAGGUGAAGUCUGUGGAGAUGCACCACGAGUCUCUGACUGAGGCUGUCCCUGGCGACAACGUUGGCUUCAACAUCAAGAACGUGUCCGUCAAGGAAAUCCGUCGUGGCUACGUUGCUGGUGACAGCAAGAACGACCCACCCAAGGCCGCUGACAACUUCAACGCCCAGGUCAUCAUCCUGAACCACCCUGGCCAGAUCAGCGCUGGUUAUGCCCCCGUGCUGGAUUGCCACACUGCUCACAUUGCCUGCAAGUUCAACGAGCUCAUUGAGAAGAUCGACCGUCGUUCUGGCAAGAAGCUUGAGGACAACCCCAAGUUUGUAAAGUCUGGAGAUGCUGCCAUCGUCAAACUGAUCCCACAGAAGCCCAUGGUUGUGGAGCCUUUCUCCAACUACCCUCCCCUCGGUCGUUUUGCUGUGCGUGACAUGAGGCAGACGGUCGCUGUCGGUGUCAUCAAGGCUGUGGAGACCAAGGACGUUUCUGGAAAGACAACCAAGGCUGCAGAGAAGGCCCAGAAGAAGAAAUGAAUGGUCGUGAAGGACAUCCAGCAUCAAGAAGUGUGCCGGCAGCAGCGGGACACACUUUCUCCAUCUUCUCCCCACCCUGGAUCUCUUUCACCGAGGCAUAGCUCUCUACUCAAGGACUGGCUUAUGCUGAUUAAAACUCAUCGCAAAAGUUUUCGCAGGAAAAAGAACUUUGUGGCAUUGUCACUUAACUGAAUUGCAUGACAGUGCCUCUUCUGAGUUAAGUUUAUGUUUGAAAUGGUUUAGAACUGUACCUUGAUGUUAAUGCCACAAAUCAAAUUGGAAAGCAAAGCUGCUGGUAACAAAAUAAAACGUCUGGAAAAAAUUGAAA
Molecule: messenger RNA, 1884 nt
Organism: Betta splendens (Siamese fighting fish)
Lineage: Eukaryota; Metazoa; Chordata; Actinopteri; Anabantiformes; Osphronemidae
Product: elongation factor 1-alpha
Exons: 8
Coding region: 171-1556 (461 amino acids)
Biological process (GO): translation; translational elongation
Molecular function (GO): GTP binding; translation elongation factor activity; GTPase activity
Source: RefSeq, a predicted model, not a curated record